Messenger RNA from Dovyalis caffra, 297 nucleotides. The record is from the annotation of a GenBank genome assembly. NCBI's taxonomy places the organism in Eukaryota, Viridiplantae, Streptophyta, Magnoliopsida, Malpighiales, Salicaceae.
AUGGCGUUGAACAAUGGUCUUAGAUCCGCCUCCAAGCUAUUUACUGCUUCCGAAUCGCUUCUUUCUAAGUCAGUGAAUAGAGGUAUCCACUCAACAGGGGUGAAGAGGAUGGGUGGAGGUCAUGCACAUGGCCAUGACGAACCAUACUAUUUGCAUGCAAAGCACAUGUACAAUUUAGACAGGAUGAAGUAUCAGCCAAUCAAAAUGUCCCUUGCUGUCUUCACUGCCUUCAGCAUCGGAGUCGCCGUUCCUGUAUAUGCUGUCAUUUUCCAGCAGAAAAAGACUGCUUCUGGCUAA